AUGGCGGCAAAUUUGUCUUUGUGCGUAUUUGUCGUUGUUCUUGUACAUUUUAUCAUUGCUAUAGCUUAUUACUAUGUUUGGCGAAGGAAUUCUUUGAAGUGUUUUGAAAAGAAAAAGAUUCUCUUCGUUACUGCACAUCCUGAUGAUGAAUGUAUGUUUUUUGCSCCUUCGAUCUUGCAUCUUGCACGGUGUGGUVUUGUUCGUCUGCUAUGCCUGUCAAAUGGAAAUUACUWUGGACUUGGCAAGAUAAGGGAAAAGGAACUUCUAUCAAGUUGUUCUUUAUUGGGAAUCCCACCAGAAAAUGUAGAAGUCCUUAAUAAAACUGAGCUUCCAGAUCACCAAACUGCAUCAUGGCAGCCAGACAUUGUGAGUUCUAUCAUUCUAAAGGAGUGUAAGCAAUAUGAUAUUGAAUUGGUAAUAACAUUUGAUGGUUAUGGAGUUUCUGGUCACCCAAAUCACAUCUCCAUUUAUGAAGCUCUCAGGAAAAUGUUACAAGAUAGGACAGCACAUCAGCCUCAGUUUUAUGUAUUGGAAAGUACAAACAUAGUUAGGAARUACAUCUCACUGUUUGACAUUUCAAAUAGUGUAUUUGCCAAAUAUGUAUUCCUAUCCUCAUUCCAAGACUUUAGGACAUCUCAAGUAAGUAACUUCAUUGCUCUGUGAAAGCCACUGGAUUACAACUUUGAAGGGUUUUUUAUCAUCUGGAAAUCAUGCCAAGCCAAAGAAUGUGGUCCUGAGCUUACACAGAUUAAAACAAUAUUCAACAUUUAUUUUUUACUAUAAUAAUUAUUUUAUUUAGUUAAAACACUUCCGUUCAUCCACAAAACAA
Molecule: messenger RNA, 829 nt
Organism: Exaiptasia diaphana
Lineage: Eukaryota; Metazoa; Cnidaria; Anthozoa; Actiniaria; Aiptasiidae
Product: N-acetylglucosaminyl-phosphatidylinositol de-N-acetylase
Exons: 5
Coding region: 1-663 (220 amino acids)
Biological process (GO): GPI anchor biosynthetic process
Cellular component (GO): endoplasmic reticulum
Molecular function (GO): N-acetylglucosaminylphosphatidylinositol deacetylase activity
Source: RefSeq, a predicted model, not a curated record